This is a messenger RNA of Phyllostomus hastatus (greater spear-nosed bat), 4155 nucleotides long. RefSeq names its product beta-1,4-galactosyltransferase 1 (gene B4GALT1). Lineage: Eukaryota; Metazoa; Chordata; Mammalia; Chiroptera; Phyllostomidae. Gene Ontology annotation, molecular function: beta-N-acetylglucosaminylglycopeptide beta-1,4-galactosyltransferase activity; cytoskeletal protein binding. Bases 196 to 1395 code for a protein of 399 amino acids. Gene Ontology annotation, biological process: carbohydrate metabolic process; protein N-linked glycosylation. The record is from RefSeq and is a predicted model, not a curated record. The transcript is spliced from 6 exons.
CCCCCUUAGCGUCGCUCCGCCGCAGGGCCGGCGGGGAGUCUCCGCGUUCCGCUGCUCUCCGUCCGGCGCCGAGUUCCUCGGCUCUCCCCGCCCCCUCCCCCAAUUCCCGCGGUCUGGCAGCGCCUGGCCGGCGGCCCGCGGGCGGGCCGCCCUACCAGCUGUAGCCCACCCGCCUCUUAAAGCGGCGGCGGGAAGAUGAGGUUCCGGGAGCCUCUGUUGGGCGGCAACGCCGCGAUGCCGGGCGCAUCCCUGCAGCGGGCCUGCCGCCUGCUCGUAGCCGUCUGCGCGCUGCACCUCGGCGUCACCCUGGUCUACUACCUGUCCGGCCGCGACCUGAGUCGCCUGCCCUAUCUGGUCGGAGUCCCCUCACCGCUGCAAGCUGGCUCGAACGGCGCCGGUGCCAUCAGGGAGCCCUCCGGGGAGCUCCGACCGCGAGGAGCAGCGCCGCCGCCACCGCCUUUGGACGCCUCCUCCGAACCGCGUCCGGGUCACGAUUCCAGCCCAGACGCGGACUUUCGCCCCGGCGCCUCGAGCAACUUGACUUCGGCCCCAGUGUCGCCCAGCACAGCACUGUCGCUGCCCGCUUGCCCUGAGGAGUCCCCGCUGCUCGUUGGGCCCCUGCUGAUCGAGUUUAAGGCGCCUGUGGACCUGACGCUUCUGGCAAAACAGAACCCCGAGGUGAAGGUGGGUGGUCGCUACGCCCCCAAGGACUGCGUCUCUCCUCACAAGGUGGCCAUCAUUAUUCCAUUCCGCAACCGGCAGGAACACCUCAAGUACUGGCUGUAUUACUUGCACCCAAUCCUCCAACGGCAGCAGUUGGACUAUGGCGUCUAUGUUAUCAAUCAGGCUGGAGACUCCACAUUCAAUCGUGCUAAGCUUCUCAACGUUGGCUUUCGAGAGGCCUUGAAGGACUAUGACUACAACUGCUUUGUGUUCAGUGACGUGGACCUCAUUCCAAUGGACGACCGCAACAUCUACCGGUGUUUCUCACAGCCACGGCACAUCUCCGUGGCAAUGGAUAAGUUUGGAUUCAGUUUACCUUACAUUCAGUUUUUUGGAGGUGUGUCUGCUCUAAGUAAACAACAGUUUCUCACCAUCAAUGGAUUUCCCAAUAAUUACUGGGGCUGGGGAGGUGAAGAUGACGACAUUUUUAACAGGUUAGUUUACAAGGGUAUGUCUAUAUCUCGCCCAAAUGCUGUGGUUGGGAAGUGUCGGAUGAUUCGCCACUCAAGAGACAAGAAAAAUGAACCCAAUCCUCAGAGGUUUGACCGAAUUGCGCACACGAAGGAGACAAUGCUCUCUGAUGGUUUGAACACACUGACCUACCAGGUGUUGGACAUAGAAAGACACCCGUUAUAUACCAAAAUCACAGUGGACGUCGGGACACCGAGCUAGCAUUUUGCUACACUGAUGAGAGACCUAAAGAUGGCCAGGGACCUCUGCUGUGUCCCUGCCAGUGUGCUGGGCUGGUCCCUCUCGUUCGUACCAAUCAGAGUGAUAGGCCCCUUUCGCUCACUCACAUGCCUUUCCAGAUGACCGGAAGGAGCCGGAUGUUCUGCCCCCAACUGGGCUCAGCGAGUGACUUCCCAACUCUGCGAGGGGUUUGUAAGCGUAGAAACUGUCAGCCUUUGGGACUUCUCAGCAUGUUCACAGUGUCACACCCCAAAGAACCCGAGCUGUAGACAGCCCCGAAUCUGGUGACCACGGGACUCGUUCCCAGUGACAAACCACUCGUUUGUUGUGAAGUGGGUAAGAACUUUGCUUCAGAUCUUAUACUGUUAUUACUUUGUGAAAAAUUGGACAGUGCUGCUGAAAUUGGAUUGGUAUGAUAUUUUUUCAUUGUCACAGUUUAACAGGAAACCAGUUUCAACCAUUUUCAUUUCACCCCCCACCCCGCACCUUUUUUUACUGCUAUACAACUAUUACAAUCACUGUGCGUGUGUCUUUUCUUAGCAAAAGAGUUUUAAAACUUGAGCCUCAGACCUUUUGCCCUGGUAACGUGUGAAUUCCAAGGCACCUGUAGCCAUCAGAGCAAAAGCCUUGGGCGCUCUCACAGUCAGUGGCCUUUCUGCAGAUUGCCUGAUUUCUGAAUGUAAAACUUUUUAAUUUAAAUAGCAGUUUGCAGUUUGUAGUACUUUAAAGUCCAAAUCCAGUUCUGAUUGAUGAUCUAGCUUGAUUUUGUGUUGAUCCAGAUUCGCAUAGCUGUUUAAUGCUAAGUCAUGGCAAUUUAUUUUUCUGAGUAUACUAUGUACACUUGAAUUACCUACAUAUUUUUAUUGUGUUUUAAAAGUGAGGAGGGGACUGAACAUUCUUUUUAGGGGGGACAAAUUCUGUAUGCUGUAGUGGCCACAAACCAGCCUCCAAUUUAGCUGGCGGGCCAGGUUUUGUGAAAAUCAAAAUCACCUUUGGGCCCUUCGAAGAGGGCACGGCCUCCCGGGACCUCUGCAGGAAGGCAGAGCUCCCCACCUCCUUACCCUCGCCAGGUGGGCAGGGUGGCGGGAGCCUCCCCCACCUCCUUGGACUGACCACUCCCUUCACCCCCAAGACCUGGGCUGUGGAGUUGUAAAUGACAGCGGUCAGGUCUGUUUACUGGCCCUUGGCCUGGGGAGGUGGAGGGAACCUCAGUUCUGGCCCCUGGGGUCUAGGGGCUGCCUCCCUUGGAGGUUCUGCCCCACACUGCCUGUCCCGCCUCGCAGGACCGGUUCUCCUUCUUCCUCCCCCUUCCACCCUCCCCCCUUUUUGUUCCUUUGCUUCUUGCCUGUUCCCUAAAACUUGCCUGUGGCACUCAGGGUCAAACAGACUAUUCAUUCUCGAGCAUGAGCGUGCCUUUUAAUUAGAAACAGAAAGUCAGCUGAAUCCACCCACACUCUCCCACAGCCACUCUGGUGCCUAAAGCCUCCCUUUCCCUCUCAGGUUUUUAGUGGGCGCCCCCACUCCAGGAGGCUGACCCAUGGAGCUGUCUUCUCAAAAUCCACCUCUGCUGGGAGAGACUUAGCCUGCUUGGGGAAAGAUGCAUGAGGUAGUUUCUACCACUGGGUGCCCUUGCUGGGUCCAGUCUGGGCUAAGGACCUGCGACUCAGCCCUUUAAUCCCAGGGUUGACUUUUCAGCUGAUGGCAGCUGGGACCCCCACCACGGAUCUGGGACCCAGCGCUCAGUGUGGAGGCUGAGUUGGUGCCCAGCCCCAGUUUUCUCUGUGCCUUUACUGCUUCGAGCAUCUGAGAUGCUAACUUGUUUUUUCCAGAAGCCUUUGUAUUGAUUAAAGUUUAUUCACCACUGCAAAAGCAUUUGGGCUAUGCAAAGAGUAUUCCUUCUGUCAGUUCCCGUUCCUUAAUAGCGAUGUUAAUAAAAGUCAGAGCAACUGCACUGAGAGGAGUUUUGGGAAAUGCAAGGAGUGAAGGCCCCUCUUUCUGACCCCAGAUCCCAACUUUUCCAAAGUGCCUUAUAAGAAAGGAGACAGAUACCCUGGAGAGUAACUUCUGUGUUACUUACUUUACUCUUUAAAAAAAAAAAUUCAGACUUAAAAAAAUGUUUUUUGUUGCAUUUUCCUUUAUGUUACAUUGGAAUAUUCAAGUACAUCAUGGUUCAUUCUCAGUACCAAGGGAAAUCCUACGUCAUCUGUUCCUCAUCCGCCGACCCCGAGUGCUCUCAUGGGGGCCACCCGGGCCCCAGGCCAGGCCUGGGUGCUUGCCUGGUUCAUGAGAUGCUCUUGGUCCUGUUUCCUCCCUGGGGAGUUCAGGACAGAGGGUUCAGGGAGCAUUUCCUUUACCUGGAAGUCGUCAUCAUACAGUUGUCACACACUGUGCCUUUAUUUCUGUUCUCGUUGCUGGUGACCCUGGAAAGUGGUUUCUGGGAAAACAAUCAGAGGGCAGAGGUGGCCCAGGAGGGUAAAGAAAAUGCCAGUGCCGCUCUCAGCCUGGGCAGGAUCUCUGCUGACCUCAGGGCUGGCCAUGGGGCGACCCCACAGCCGGGACAGCAGCUUUCCUGUCCUGGAGACCCGUUGUGCUGUGUCAUGAUUUCCUGUGUGUGCAAAUAAAUGUAUGUAUUUACCAUUGUAAUGUUGCGGGGGGGUCCUGAAUUUGGUGUUCAAAACAGAACUGUAUUUUUGCUUUUAAAAUCCAGUAAUAUAACAUGAAUAAAUGUCCCUAUCUUUGUAA